Molecule: messenger RNA, 2187 nt
Organism: Fimicolochytrium jonesii
Lineage: Eukaryota; Fungi; Chytridiomycota; Chytridiomycetes; Spizellomycetales; Powellomycetaceae
Exons: 1
Coding region: 1-2187 (728 amino acids)
Source: RefSeq, a predicted model, not a curated record
AUGCUCGCCGACAAUAAUAUGCUUGGAGCGGAACCCUCCUACGGACACAGGCGACCGAUGACAACAACACCAGAGGAACCUGCACAACCAACACCACCACCGGCGAGCAAUCCAGCAAAGCCAGUUGCUGCUGCCGACGAUACCCAGUGCAGUUCCCGCCCUGCCGCUGUCUCCAUGUCCCGGAAAAACGCCAACUCUCGAGAGCGGUUACUGGAUGAGCACAAACAAGGAACGGCUGCAAUCGCUGCCGCGGCAGCUGAAAGUUCCCAGAGUCACACUGCGAAUGGACUCCAAACACAAGGUCCUCAGACAUCUUCGACUCACGAAAGGAAUGGGGCACCCGAGGAGCGCAAACCGCCACCAGCGGCUGGGACGGGGAGGAAUGUUCACGGUAGAGACGAGGCACCUCCACGUCCAACCAAACGACCACAUGACUUGAAAACCUCACCAGCGCUGCUGCGAAAAGCCAUCACGGCUAUCAAGCCCCCGGGCUACCAGCCAUCAGCAUCUUCCAAGGGGUACGGUCAGCGCUCCUCUCAAGUCGCUAAGAGUCCGGAGGAGCCAGCGAAGCAGUCACCAUCAGCGAGCGCACCAAAACCUGCACAAACCCCUCCUCCUUCCGUGACUCUCUCCGUGGCCCCUCCCGUCGAGGUCCCGUCGAGGCAGGACGAUGUCGCCAGUGCGCGAAGGAACAGCAUUUCCGACGCAAGUAGCGCAGUGUCCGAUAGAAGCAUUGAUACAUUCGACGAUCGAGCGUCACCUGACGAAUCAUCGAAAUUCCAUCCGAUCAUCGACGGAAGGAGGCGAGACAGUAUUGACUCGAACCGUGGUGAUUCCUCAAAGCAACCUCAUAGAAAGGGAGACACAGAUACAUCCAGGGACAAACGAGCGUCAUUACCGCCGCGCGCUAUGUUUACGCCUGCUCAGCCGAAAUCUGUGACACCUGUCCCCAGCCUUGCUGGCAAGCCGAUCAAGCGACCUCAUCCCGCAAGUGCUGUACAGUCGCAACCUUCAAUACCAUCAGCACCGCGAACCGGCAUGAACCCUUCUGCCGGCAAUUUCACGCCGAGGAACCAUACUCAUCGCCAGCACCCACAGUACGAUAGUCACGAGCAGGAGUCGAACCAUUGGUCAUCGCGAUCGAAUGGCUUCGAUGGCUCUAACAGAAGGAAGUCCCCUGCACGGCAUACAAACGGCCCUUCAGGCUUCUCUGAGAAUAACAGAGAAGCACAAGAACUGAAGGAAAAGGUCGCGUUGUUAGAACGGGAGAAUGCUAGACUGGCAGAUGUCGAAAAGGCUCUGGCAAACGUUUUGGAAGAGAAUAGACGGUUGGCGCAGACGGAGAUCAUGGUGGGUGUCAUGAUGAACGAAUGCACCGAUCUGCGGGAAACCAUUUUGGAUCUGGAACAGGAGGUCAUGUCACUACAGGAGGAAAACGAUAAGCUCAUGGAGCUCCAGAGCGAAGUCAUCAUCAUAGCCGAAAGCGUACCGCCCAACGCUGACGUGGCUAUGCAGCUCCGGGAGCUUGAGGCGCUCAGAGAACAAAAUCGACGGCUAGUGGAUUGGCAGAAGGAGAUGAUUUAUGCUGCUGAAUCCAUGAAUGCGGAGCGUGCGUCUUUCAACCAGCAGCUGGAUCAGUUGAAGCUCGAAAAUGGCGCUCUUGUCCAGCAGAAUUACGUGCUGAGGUCUCAAGCGAAAAAGCUGGCGAGCCGACCGGUUGUCGAGGCGGAAAGCAGCAAAAACUUGGAAACCCGGUCGGUGACUGAGGUGGAACCCAGCAACAAAAUGCUCACCCCACCGACCGUAGAAGUGGAGACGUGUAACAAACCACAAAUCCGGCCGACUGCUGACACGGAACGCAGCAACGGUGCAAAUGUGAGCGGGGCACCCGCCCAGCCACAGCAGGACGAUGUCCUGCAACGCGAGUCACCAAUCCCCCUGCAAAGCGAGUCCUCGAGCGAUAUCACGGAGCCUCCACCAUCCCACGAUUCCCUGCCCGCCACACAAACCGAGAUCAUCGUCGAUGAUCUCUCACAUCCAGCGCAGGAUACCCCGGCUAUCAUAUCUCGUAAAGACGAGAAUCUCGAUCAGUUUGCGAUGCGCGUCGUGGCCGAGAGCCUAGCAGACGCGAUGGAGGUCCUCGAGACGGAACGACGCGCCAGGCGCGCCAGCAUCGUUUGUGAGUGA